This is a messenger RNA of Cuscuta europaea, 1233 nucleotides long. The record is from the annotation of a GenBank genome assembly. Lineage: Eukaryota; Viridiplantae; Streptophyta; Magnoliopsida; Solanales; Convolvulaceae.
UAGAGCUUGAUUUGGAAAAUAGAAAACUGUAACGUACAGUGGUAUCCGCGUAUUUGGCUGCAUCAUUUCGUUUUGAGUGAACCUCCACCAGAAAAUUAAAGACUGAUGAAUAAAAUCCGCUGAGAAAGAAAAACGCCCACAGAGACACACAAACCGAUACCGAGAUUAGGGAAAAGAGAAAAGAAAAAAAAGGAAAAAGACUUCUGUCAUUUCAUCUUAUCUCAUCGGGGUGCUUCUUCACCGUGGGCCUCUUCUUUCUUGCUUCCAUGGAUAGUGAUUUCUGGACCUCUCGCAUCGCUGCUGCCAAGCGCCAAUUCAAUUUGCAGAAUCACCAUCACACAAGCUACAAUACCAAUAGCCGCCACAUCUCUCAAUUGGAUCGGUUAAACAUAGAUGAGGUGGAGGUUGAAGAAGAGGCCCGACCCGAUUUCCCAUGCCCUUAUUGUUACGAAGACUUUGACAUCACCUCCCUCUGCUCUCAUCUUGAAGAUGAGCAUUCUUGCGAGUCCAAACCUACCAUUUGCCCCAUUUGUUCUGUUAAAGUUUCCAGGGACAUGUUAAAUCAUAUUACACUGCAACAUGGACACUUAUUCAAGCUACAGCGGAGGCGAAGGUUACGUAAGGUCGCAAUUCCGAGCAGUCAGGCGGCAUUCUCUUUACUAGGGAAGGAUCUUCGCGAAGCCCAUCUGCAGGUGCUUCUGGGAGGAGGAAGCAGUGGGUUUCGGUCAACCACUGCCACAACUUCAUCUUCAUCUGUGGAUCCCUUCCUCUCUUCUCUUGUGCUUAACUUCCCCGUUUCUGAAGCUGAUGAGAUCUCUUCCAAGCCUGAGGAUACUUGUAUGAAGAGCGAGGCAUCUCGACACACAUGGAAGUUAUGUUUUGAUCCGUCUCUUAGUUAUGAAGAACGGGAAGAAAAGAUAAAGCAGGCGAACGGGAGAGCUUUUUUCCUGCAGGAUUUGUUUGCCUCUGCUUUGUUAGCUGAGUAAGUUCAAAUUUUGCAAAUAAUAAUAGUUGUGUCAAUUCAUUGUUAUAUGUAGAUUUGACACUCAUGUAACUGUAAUAUUAUUGCCUUCUCUCCAAGUUUGGAAUAUACCUGCUGUUGAUUCCACUGUUGUGAUCUUAUUAUAUGGGGACAAUGGGGUUUUGCAACUUUAGUUUUGUGACUAUUUUGUCAAUUACAUUUAAUAGUCGCAUUUUUGUCAAUGACAUUUGAUAGUCGCUUUAUUUUUCUAA